AUAGUCCGCUUCUGCCAGCACCCAAUCAUGUCAAUCACGCGUCUGUGCUACGAGACGAGUUUCCACAACAUCAGGGAGCGCUGCGCAGCAGUCACAGAAACAAGAAACGCAUCCACAGCAUUUGCGUACAUAGGCUAAGAUACAACCAUGAGGAAGCAGGUUACCUUCUUGGAGGAAGGAAACAGAGAGCGUAACCAACAUGGGAACAGUAGGUACAUGCCAACAAGGUCUGCGGGGUCUCCACACGCAUCCACGAUCCAUUUGAACGUUGAUGAAAGCAAUAAUCAAAACAACAGGACUCGCAAAACGUUGCCGUAUAAACCAUUGCCACAACAAACAGCAGAAAUCCAGCGCAUGAAAACCAUUCACAUUCCCAAGUCAAUGAUGAUGGCACCUUUCUUACAGCACCCCAGUCUGUCUACAGGGCAGAAGCGGUACCUGUGCAGCAUCGCUAGUGUGUACAGCACAGAGCACCUGCGCAGACAGAUGCGCCAACACUACAUCAGCAUCCUCAGGAGCUGCGCCGCAACAGCUGCAGGUCACAGAUCAGCAGGCAGACACAGAGGGUCAUCGGUGAAAGCUCACCUCAGAGGCCACCCGUCUUCUGUGGACAGCGGAGAAGGGCCCCCAACUCUCACCGGGACCAACACCAUCCAUGAGUGGCACAACAACACGGCACACUCUGGCAAACUAGUUCUGCCCCAAAUCACCAGCCAGAACAGUAAAAGUCACAGAAAAGUGAAGUCCAGUAAGCAUGCAUCAUCCAAAGGAACAAAGAGAUGCACUCCUUACGAGCAAGAAGACCUGGAGGAAAACCUGAGUUCCCUCUCUCUGGAGGAGGAGAUGGACAUUGUGCUGAACUGAAUAACGGCUGUUUUGUCACUUCCUCCUCAGACUUCCUCACAUGACCCCAGAGCAUUUUAUCACAGUUCACCUUUUAACUCAGUAAAGUAAACAUCAAACUAAUUAUCUGAGCAAUGUUAUGAUGUCCUGCCUUUUAUGUUGACUGAAUGUUUGUGGAAUGAAUGUACAUUGUUUUAAGGAUUUUUAUUGCUGA
Molecule: messenger RNA, 1057 nt
Organism: Alosa sapidissima (American shad)
Lineage: Eukaryota; Metazoa; Chordata; Actinopteri; Clupeiformes; Clupeidae
Product: protein FAM216A
Exons: 7
Coding region: 148-864 (238 amino acids)
Source: RefSeq, a predicted model, not a curated record